Molecule: messenger RNA, 333 nt
Organism: Penicillium coprophilum
Lineage: Eukaryota; Fungi; Ascomycota; Eurotiomycetes; Eurotiales; Aspergillaceae
Exons: 2
Coding region: 1-333 (110 amino acids)
Source: RefSeq, a predicted model, not a curated record
AUGCCAUCAUCCCGUGUCAUGACCAGACCACCAGAAUUUUGUCCAAAUUGUGCUAGCUACUUGACCAUUGCACCCCGUCCCACUGGUUCAGCCAGGAGAUUUCGAAACUACUUUACUUGCCGAGCAUGCCCUUAUAUCUGUCCUGUGUCAGAGAAUGAAUCUUCCGGUGAUGAAUCCUCUGGCAAUGAGGCUGCUGGUAACAAUACCGCCGAUGAUGAACGUGCCGCCAAUGAAUCUGCCGUUAAGCCUGUCACCAAGAAGCCUGCCGUUAAGGAGCCUGCCGCUAAGGAGCCUGUCACCAAGAAGCCUGCCGUUAAGGGGACUCUCCAAUAA